Messenger RNA from Pyrgilauda ruficollis (rufous-necked snowfinch), 977 nucleotides. Its product is annotated as alcohol dehydrogenase 1-like. Gene Ontology annotation, biological process: retinol metabolic process; retinoic acid metabolic process. NCBI's taxonomy places the organism in Eukaryota, Metazoa, Chordata, Aves, Passeriformes, Passeridae. Gene Ontology annotation, molecular function: zinc ion binding; all-trans-retinol dehydrogenase (NAD+) activity. The transcript is spliced from 6 exons. Bases 1 to 858 code for a protein of 285 amino acids. The record is from RefSeq and is a predicted model, not a curated record. Gene Ontology annotation, cellular component: cytosol.
AUGCCCCUUUGCCUCCCUCAGUGUGGGGAAUGCAGCUUCUGCCAGAAUCCUGAAUCCAACUUCUGCCAGAAGUCCCAUUUCUAUGAACCACAAAACCUGCUGCCGGACAAGACCAGCCGCUUCUCUUGCAAAGGGAAGCAGAUCCACCACUUCCUGUGGAUCAGCACCUUUGCAGAAUACACCGUGGUCCCAGAAUACGCUGUUGCCAAGAUAGAUGCUGCAGCACCUCUGGACAAAGUCUGCUUGUUUGGCUGUGGGUUUUCCACAGGCUAUGGGGCUGCCAUCAACACAGCCAAGGUAAAACCAGGCUCCUCCUGUGCUGUCUUCGGCCUCGGAGGAGUUGGCCUCUCUGUUGUCAUGGGCUGCAAGGCAGCUGGAGCUUCCCGCAUCAUUGCCGUGGACAUCAACAAGGACAAGUUUGCCAAGGCCAAAGAGCUGGGAGCCACCGACUGCAUCAACCCUCGAGACUUCAAGAAGCCCAUCCAGGAGGUGCUCACUGAGAUGACCGGGCAGGGCGUCGACUACUCCUUUGAGGCCAUUGGGCUCGCGGACACCAUGAUUGCUGCCUUGGCUUCCUGCAAUAUGAGCACUGGUGUCUGUGUGAUGGUUGGAGAACUGGAUUCUGGAUCAGAGAUUUCCAUUGAUCCCAUGCUUCUGCUGAUUGGGCGUACAUGGAAGGGGACUGUGCUUGGAGGCUGGAAGAUGAGAGAAUGUAUCCCCAAAUUAGUUUCCAGCUAUUUGGAGAAGAAAUUCAAUUCAGACUCGCUGAUCACGCACACGCUGCCAUUCGCUAAAGUGAACGAGGGAUUUGAGUUGUUACGUGCAGGAAAAAGUAUCCGCACUGUCCUGCUCUUCUGAAGGACACGGCCAAGGAAGCCGAGCAGAGGGAGCAGCGCAGCAGCACGUGCUCUCCUGGCCCGGGCCCUUCUCAGCCAGCAGCUCUCCUUGGGAGGCACCAGGAGAAGAGAAUGAGCAAC